AUGAAACGGAAGAGGCAGACUGACGACUCGUCCUCCAACAUGAGUCGGAGCAAAAAACGCACUUUCCCCCCUCCUUUGCCCGAGGGUGAAGAACCCUCAGAUCUUUACCAGAGUGUCAAGAAAACCAGCAAAUACCCACCCAUCCUCCACCCCAAUGCAACAAAUGUGGCAAUUCCUUACAAAGAGCUGAAUCACCAACGCACUCCCAGUGAGUCCAUCCGCAGCGAACGACCGCUAAGUCCGACAGAGCAAAUAGGUAUCAUCCAAGGUAAAGAGGAGAAGAAGAGAAAGAUGGAGCCAGUACCCAAUGACAGUGAUCUCGAAAGGUACAUGUACUACGUCACCACUGGUGUCCCCGACUCAGUGGUGGUUCCACAGUCACGCGAGCAGGUUAUGGACAUCAUGGCCCUCCUGCCUCCCGACGACAAUGCUAAAAGUGUCCAGAGAGCUAAGGCUUUCUUGGAGGAGGAGGUCAACAGAGAUUAUUACUACAGCCUCAAGAAGAGCAUUGUGGACUACAUUCUGAUGGACCCAUCAGAACGCCAGCGGCUGUCGAUAUCCAACAUUCCUAAAUCCUUCCCGAGGAGUGUGAUUCGUGCGCCUGUGCCCUGGACAGAAAAUUACAGGAGCGCCUUCAUGUGGCAAAGCCAGCAUCUCUUCACCGUCAACCCUGUGAUGAUUAUGCUGCGGGAUGUUUGGCUAAAAGGCUUCUCAGCUUUGAGAUUUGUCAGACUUGAGGAUCUUUACUCUGCCAACCUCCCCCUCCUGCCGUCUGAGUUUGAGGAGUUUGUCCAGGUCCAGUGCCAAAACACCAGAGAAGAGCUACUCCAAAAAUGGCUGCCUGAUUGUGCAACACUGUUGGACGACUUCAAUGACCUGUGGCUACCCCUCGUAAAUGAGGAGGAGCAGAUGGCUCUAGUCCACGUGCAGGAAUUCUUCAACUGCGUGGCUGCACUCAUGUCGUUGCAGCUCCGAAGCCUGGUCAUGGAGUCGAUACAGGACUUACUGUUUUUCUUCUCGAUACACAAGGAGGGAAAUGACUUUGGAGACGUGUUUGAUUAUAUGAAGUAUUUUCAGACUCAGGUCCUGUUGGUUAAGCUGCAAGCCGAUGAACCCAGCAUUAACUUUUGUCCAAGCUUCCCUGAAUGUUGGGAGCUUAUUUACAGAGCUUUCAUGGAAAUCCUUAAGAGUGCUGAGAAACUGCCGAGGGUGGAGUGCACCCUCUUUCCCGAUAUCAACCACCUGUACCUUCGCACGGUGGGGCCUGACGAAAACUUGGUCACAGACCUACUAAACAAAGUUGAGGACAUUUUAAACAAGAACACCGUUGGACCUAAGAAGUAUUUGAAUGUUUAUCAGAAAUACAGCAAUCUACUGGACAAUACAGCAAAGCAGGAGAUAGCAGCGUUCCUCGACGAGGAGAACAUGUUAGAAGAUUUUAAUAGCAAAAUUGAAAGCAUAAACGACACGUGGAAGGAGAUCGCUUCGCUACCUGCCAUGGUGCCUCUGUCCAUGUUUUGUCUGGAUGCUAGCAAGCUAAAUGAAGACCUGUGUGACCGUUGUGAAAGACUCGUAGACAAGAUUGUAAUGUUUGAAGUGGAAGAGAACCGAACGCUUAACAAAGGGAUCUGUCAAAAAUAUGAACACAUUACAAGGACUGUCAGAAAAGAACCAGAAAACACAGAGGAGGUGGUGUUUCUCAGCAAAUACAUUAAAGAGACAACUGAGUCGACCAUUUAUAGGCUGAAAGAGGAGACGGAUGAAGCAAGAGACCGUCUCAUCUUCCUCCUGGACCAUGCCACACUGUCACCUAAUGACAUAACACUGAACUCGCACGUUUUCCAGUGGCCCAGGCAAGUCCUGACUGAGCUUGAUGACAGCAAGUCUCGUCUGACCACCUUAAGAGAAUGGGUUGAGGACACGCUCCAAAAGAGGAUUAAAGAUUUUGACAAGAAGCUGCAGGAUACGGAUAAAGAGAUUCAUACUUUUAAAAAGAAAGAAUCGAUGGAAUUCGACGAGAUAAAAAAUAAUGUGGAAGUUCUCUCUGAAAUCUCUGCCAACCUUGAGGCUGCUGUUACUGAACUCGAGGAAAUCAACAGGGAGCAGGAGUUGCUGAACAAGGACCAGAGCCAAUUCCCUAUGCUGCAAGUUAUGUUAGCUGACAAACAGCCACACGAACAGCUCUGGAACGCAGCAUUUAACUUUGAGAGCAACUCCACAGUGUGGAUGAACGGUCCUUUCCUUAAUCUGAAUGCUGAGAGCAUCUCUGAGGAGCUGGAUGUUAUGUUUAGGACGAUGCAUAAACUGAACAAGACCUUCUCUGAUUUUGUUGGGCCUUCAAGUGUGUCCCAGUCAUUCAAAAAAAGAAUAGGCCAGUUCAAGAAGUACCUUCCCAUCCUGACUACCAUCUGUAAUCCCGGUAUCAAAAGCCAUCACUGGGAGGAGAUUAGCGGCAUUGUGGGCUUUGACGUCAAACCAGAUGCUAACAGCUCACUACAGGACAUGUUGGAACUAGGCCUAGCUGAGCACACUCAUAAGCUGGAAGACAUUGGAGCAAUAGCCAGUAAGGAGUUCUCCCUGGAAAAAACCUUGAACAACAUGAAAACUGAAUGGGCUGAUCUCCACUUCACUUUCAGUCAAUACAGAGAUACAAAUAUGAAAAUUGUAUCAGCUGUGGAUGAUAUCCAGCUGCUACUGGAUGACCACAUUAUGAAAACACAGACCAUGAAAGCGUCACCUUUUAUUAAGCCAAUGGAGAGUGAAUGCAAGGAAUGGGAAGACAAGCUGGUGAGCAUGCAGGACAUCUUGGACUCCAUGCUGACGUGUCAGGCCACUUGGCUUUAUCUCGAGCCCAUCUUCAGUUCUGAGGACAUCAUUGCGCAGAUGCCUGAGGAGGGACGCAAGUUUGCCAUUGUGGACGGCUACUAUAAGAAUAUCAUUGCAGGGGCUGUUAAAGAUACACACGUGCUGGUGGCUACAGAUCAGCCCAACAUGCUGGAACGUCUGCAGGAGUCCAAUGUGCUCCUAGAUGAUAUCCAAAAAGGCCUCAAUACCUACCUGGAAAAGAAGAGACUGUAUUUCCCAAGGUUCUUCUUUCUGUCAAACGAUGAGCUGUUGGAGAUUCUGUCUCAGACCAAAGACCCCCUGUGUGUACAGCCUCACCUGAAGAAAUGCUUUGAGGGCAUUGCCAAACUGGAAUUCACAAAGAAAUUGGAGAUCACAGGCAUGAUUAGCUCUGAGAACGAGACUAUACCCUUGACAGAAAUGAUUGUUCCAGCAGAUGCCAAAGGUAUGGUGGAGAAGUGGCUACUGCAGGUGGAGCAUCUGAUGCUCAGGAGUGUUCAAGAUGUUAUCCACCAAGGCGUGCUUCAGUAUGCAGAGUUGCACAGAAAGGAGUGGGUGUUGCAAUGGCCAGGCCAAGUUGUCAUCUGUGCUUCCUCCAUCUAUUGGACAAGUGAAGUGUCUGAAGCCAUCAAGACCAAGACCCUGUCCAACUAUGUUGAUAAGAGUAAUGAACAGAUUGCUGAUAUUGUGGAACUGGUGCGAGGGAAACUCCGAGGCGGGGCAAGGAUGACCCUUGGUGCUCUUAUUGUGAUUGAUGUACAUGCUCGAGAUGUGGUGACAGAACUAGCUGAGGACGGCAUCUCCUCGCUGAAUGACUUUGCUUGGAUUUCUCAGCUGCGUUACUUUUGGGAGGACAAUGAUGUGAUGCUACGCAUGAUCACUACUUGUGUAAAAUAUGGCUAUGAGUAUCUGGGAAACUCCCCACGUCUGGUCAUCACACCACUCACAGACCGCUGUUAUAGAACUCUAAUGGGGGCCUUGAAGCUAAACUUAGGAGGAGCACCAGAGGGUCCUGCUGGAACUGGCAAGACUGAGACCACAAAAGAUUUGGCAAAGGCUUUGGCUAAGCAGUGUGUGGUUUUUAACUGCUCUGAUGGUCUGGACUACAAAGCCAUGAGUAAGUUCUUCAAAGGGCUGGCUCAGUCUGGAGCAUGGGCCUGCUUUGAUGAGUUCAAUCGUAUUGAGGUGGAGGUGCUCUCUGUGGUGGCCCAGCAGAUCCUCUGUAUUCAACAGGCCAUUGCCAAGGACCUGAAGACCUUCCUUUUUGAAGGGACUGAGCUGUCACUAAACCCCACUUGCAAUGUCUUCAUCACCAUGAACCCUGGUUAUGCAGGCAGAGCCGAACUCCCUGACAACCUGAAAGCCCUUUUCCGAACAGUGGCUAUGAUGGUUCCAGAUUAUGGACUCAUUGCAGAGAUCUCACUAUACUCUAUGGGCUUCAUUGAAUCUCGCAGCCUUGCCCAGAAGAUUGUUGCCACAUACCGUUUGUGCUCUGAGCAGCUGUCCUCCCAGCACCACUAUGAUUAUGGCAUGAGAGCUGUGAAGUCUGUGUUGACUGCAGCAGGGAAUUUAAAGUUAAAGUACCCAGAGGAGAAUGAGAGUGUACUGUUGCUUAGGGCGCUAAUGGACGUGAAUAUGGCCAAGUUUCUGGCACAGGAUGUGCCUCUGUUUGAGGGUAUCAUCUCUGAUCUAUUUCCUGGGGUUGUACUUCCAAAACCAGACUAUGAACUCCUCCUCAAAGCUCUCAAUGACAACAUUGAAACGUACAACCUUCAGCCUGUCACAUGGUUUAUUGGCAAAAUUAUUCAGGUAUAUGAAAUGAUGUUGGUACGUCACGGCUUUAUGAUAGUAGGAGACCCUCUUGGAGGAAAGACUUGCUCUUAUAAGGUUCUUGCAGGUGCUCUCAAAGAUCUUUACAAUGCUAAACAAAUGGAUGAGUUUGCAGUGAACUACAGCAUCAUCAAUCCCAAGGCCAUCACCAUGGGUCAGCUGUAUGGUUGCUUUGAUCCCGUCAGCCAUGAAUGGUCUGAUGGUGUACUGGCCACCACCUACAGAAAUCAGGCUAUGUCCACCUCAGACUAUCGACAGUGGAUCAUCUUUGAUGGGCCCAUUGAUGCUGUCUGGAUUGAAAACAUGAACACUGUGCUUGAUGACAACAAGAAGCUAUGUCUAAUGAGUGGUGAGAUUAUACAAAUGAGUUCCAAGAUGAGUCUGAUAUUCGAACCUGCUGACCUGGAGCAAGCCUCUCCAGCUACCGUCAGUCGUUGUGGAAUGAUAUACAUGGAACCUGACCAGCUGGGCUGGACUCCUCUCAGAGAUUCUUACAUGAAUACACUGCCUGAGUGCCUGAGUUGUAAACAAAGGGAGCUAAUCGUGGACUUAUUUGAUUGGAUAGUUCAGCCAUGUCUAGAUUUCAUAGAGAACCAAUGUCUAUUUGUUAUUCAAACAUCUGCCAUUCACUUGGCCCAAAGUCUUAUGAAGCUGUAUACUUGCCUGAUGGAUGAAAUCACUGCAUCUGCAACAGGUGGCAAACAAGCUAUGUCCAGCGAGCAGAUAACCAUGUGGUUGCAGGGCCUGUUUUUGUUUUCAGCUGUGUGGUCUCUCGGUGGAACUAUCACUGGGAAAAGUCGAAAAAAGUUUAAUGUCUUCUACCGCAACCUGAUCACGGGCCUGGAUGAUGAGCACCCUCCCCCUAAAAGUAUUUCUCUGAAAAAGAACAACCUCUUCCCUGAGAAAGGCUCUGUCUUUGACUUCUACUUCCAGAAAAAUGGAAAUGGGCAGUGGAGUGUAUGGACUGACUUAAUCACAAAGGAAGAGAAAGCCAUUACAGCUGAAGCCAAUGUGUCAGACCUCAUCAUUCCAACCAUGGAGACGGCACGUCAGUUGUUUUUCCUCAGCACCUACCUGUCACACGAAAUUCCCAUGCUAUUUGUGGGGCCCACUGGAACUGGAAAGUCUGCUAUCAACAAGAGUUUCUUGGAAAAGCUGCCAAAGGAGAGGUAUACUCCAAACUGUAUCAACUUCUCAGCUCGCACCUCAGCAAAUCAAACCCAAGAUAUCAUCAUGUCAAAGCUGGACCGAAGAAAAAAGGGGGUGUUUGGACCACCUGUGGGAAAGAAAUGUAUUGUUUUUGUUGAUGACCUGAACAUGCCAGCGAAAGAAAUCUAUGGUGCCCAACCCCCAAUCGAACUGCUAAGGCAAUGGAUUGACCAUCAACACUGGUAUGACAAGAAGGACACUUCCAGACUGAACAUAGUAGAUGUGCUGUUUAUGUCUGCAUCAGGGCCCCCCGGUGGUGGGAGCAACGAGGUUACAGGCCGAUUCACUCGUCACUUGAACAUCGUCUUCAUUGAUUGCUUUGAUGACGACACAAUGACAAUGAUCUUUGGCUCCAUCACUGACUGGCACUUCAGCAAAGGUUUUGAUGGCUCUUUCGGGAGGUUAGGAAAAAUCCUGGUCCAGGCAACAACGGCAGUCUAUAAGGAUGCUAUAGACAGCUUCCUCCCCACACCAUCUAAAUCCCACUACAUCUUCAAUCUGCGAGACUUUGCUCGAGUGAUACGAGGUGUACUCCUGGCUCCAUACACUCACAUGAAGGAUGAGGAAAAACUGAUCCGCCUGUGGAUCCAUGAGGUGUACCGUGUUUUCUAUGACCGACUCAUUGAUGAAGAGGACAAGGAGACUUUCUUUGGCAUUGUCAAAGACAAAACCACAAACUUUUUCAAGAAGAGCAUGGAAAAGCUCCUGAGUCACCUUACCAAAGAUGGCAAUGUUGGCGAUGACAGCAUCCGUAGCUUGUUCUUUGGUGACUAUUCUAAUCGUGAUGGUGACAAGAUCUAUGACGAAAUCACAAAUCUGGAGACAUUGCAAGAAGUGAUGGAGAGCUACCUGGAAGACUACAACAGUUGCAGCAAGACACCUAUGUCUCUUGUUCUGUUCAAGUUUGCUAUUGAGCACAUUUCACGUAUUUGCCGUGUGUUGACACAAGAGAAUGGCCACCUUUUACUUGUUGGCAUUGGUGGAUCAGGGCGUCAGAGUGCCACUAAGUUGGGCACCUUCAUAAAUGAGUACAUACUGUUCCAGAUAGAGCUGACCAAAACCUACAGCAUGUCAGACUGGCGAGAUGACCUGAAGCGGAUGAUGCUCAAGUCAGGCAUUGAAGGCCAUCAUUCAGUUUUCUUGUUCAAUGACAGCCAAAUUAAAGAUGAGGCCAUGUUGGAAGACAUCAACAUGCUGCUUAACACUGGUGAUGUGCCAAACAUCUUUCCUAUGGAAGAACGUGUUGAGAUCCUUGAGAAAGUGCAGGGAAUUGCACGUAUGGAGGGUAAAAAGAUUGAUCCUAGUCCACUUUCCUUGUACAAUUUUUUUAUUGACCGAGUGAAGGCCAACCUUCAUAUAGUGCUAGCCAUGAGUCCCAUUGGUGAUGCAUUUAGGAACCGCCUUAGAAUGUUCCCAUCCCUAAUCAACUGCUGCACAAUUGACUGGUUUCAUGCGUGGCCAACUGAUGCUCUUGAGAUGGUGGCCUACCGGUUCCUGGAAGAUGUGGAAAUGGAGAGUGACAUUAGACAAGAGGUGGUGGAGAUGUGCAAGAACUUCCAGACACGCGUUAAGGAGAUGUCUCAGUCUUUCUUCUCCAGAUUAAGAAGACACAACUAUGUCACACCCACUUCCUACCUUGAACUCAUCCUCACCUAUAAGACUCUGCUCGAUAUAAAGAGGAAUGAAGUAGAUACUGCGAGGAACCGUUAUAUAGUUGGUCUUGAGAAACUAGAAUUUGCUGAAUCCCAGGUCACAGUAAUGCAGGAGGAGCUGACAGCAUUGCAACCAGAUCUCAUUCAAACCUCUGCUGAGACAGAUCAGAUGAUGCUUAAGAUAGAGGGAGAAACAAAAGAAGUUGAUGCAAAGAAAUUAGUAGUGUCUGGCGAUGAGAAAGUGGCUAACGAAGCAGCAGCAGCAGCUAAAGUCAUCAAGUCAGAGUGUGAGCAAGACUUGGCAGAAGCUAUGCCUGCUCUGGAUGCUGCACUGUCAGCCCUGGAUACCUUAAAACCUGCUCAUAUUACAGAAGUUAAGUCUAUGAAGAACCCACCUGGUCCAGUCAAACUAGUCAUGGAGUCUAUCUGUAUAAUGAAAGGCAUUAAACCUGAGAAGAAACCAGAUCCUGGUGGGUCGGGUAAGAUGGUUGAAGAGUUCUGGGGCCCUUCAAAGAAACUCCUGGCAGACCAAAAGUUUUUGGAAAGCCUCAAAACAUAUGACAAAGACAACAUUCCUUCUGCUUUCAUCAAAAAAAUCAGAGAUAAAUAUAUUGACAACCCUGAUUUCCAGCCCACUGUUAUUAAAAAUGUGUCCUCUGCUUGCGAGGGUCUCUGUAAAUGGGUGCGGGCUAUGGAAGUAUAUGAGCGUGUGGCCAAAGUCGUUGCCCCAAAGAAGGAGAAAUUGAAGGAGGCUGAGGAUGAGCUUGCGACACAGAUGGAGAUGUUGGCUGUGAAGAGAGGUGAGCUAAAAGAAGUAGAGGACAGACUACAGACCUUGAACGAUGAUUUGGACACCAUGAUUGAAAAGAAGAAAAAUUUGGAGAACAAUAUUGAUUUGUGUUCCCAAAAACUGGACAGGGCAGAGAAGCUGAUUGGAGGACUAGGUGGGGAGAAAAGCAGGUGGACAGAGGCUGCAAAUCUACUAGAAGUUAGAUACACCAACCUAACAGGUGACAUACUUCUCUCUUCUGGAACUGUAUCCUAUCUUGGAGCAUUUACAGUAGACUUCCGUAAUGAGUGUCAGGAAGAAUGGCACAAAAUUUGCCAAGAGAAAGAAAUUCCUUGCUCCAAGGACUUCACCCUCAUCACCACUCUGGGCAACCAGGUGGCCAUCAGAGCAUGGCAGAUUGCAGGUCUGCCGGUGGACUCCUUCUCAACAGACAAUGGUAUCAUUGCAUUUAAUUCCCGCCGCUGGCCCCUAAUGAUAGACCCUCAGGGGCAAGCAAACAAAUGGAUCAAGAACAUGGAGAAGGAAAAUAAGCUUGCUGUCAUCAAACAAUCUGAUGACAACUAUGUGAGGAUAUUGGAGAAUUCCAUUGCAUUUGGUAACCCUGUUCUUUUGGAGAAUGUUGGAGAGGAGCUUCAUCCCGUACUUGAUCCUGUGUUAUUGAAGCAAACCUACAAACAGGGUGGAAUGAAGUUGAUUAAAAUUGGUGAGAAUAUUGUGGAAUAUUCCAAUGACUUUAAGUUCUACAUAACCACUGGACUGAGGAACCCACACUAUCUCCCAGAAGUGGCUGCUAAAGUCUGUUUGCUGAACUUUAUGAUCACCCCACAAGGCUUACAGGAUCAGCUUUUGGGACUUGUGGUUGCCAAAGAGAGAUCUGAGCUUGAAGAGAAGAAGAACCAGCUAAUUCUGGAGAGUGCUGCCAACAACAAGCAGCUAAAGGAAAUUGAGGAUAAAAUCCUGAAAGUGCUCUCCUCAUCUCAGGGGAACAUUCUGGAGGAUGAAAACGCAGUUAAGAUCUUGUCUUCCUCCAAGGUUCUCUCAGAGGAGAUCACUGAGAAGCAAAAAAUUGCCAGCGUCACUGAGAAAGAGAUUGAUGACACUCGUAUGGGCUACCGUCCUGUGGCAGAGCACUCCUCCAUCCUGUUUUUCUGCAUCUCAACACUGGCCAACAUUGAACCCAUGUAUCAAUACUCAUUGACCUGGUUCAUCCACCUCUACCUGUACUCAAUUGCAGAGAGCACAGAGAGUGAUGAUGUGGAUGAAAGAAUUGCCAACAUUGUUGAACACUUUACCCUCUGCAUCUAUAAAAAUGUCUGUCGCUCACUUUUUGAGAAGGAUAAGUUGCUCUUUUCCCUGCUUCUCACUGUGGGCAUAAUGCAGGGAAAGGGCAAGGUUGACGACGAAGUCUGGCGCUUCCUAUUAACAGGUGGCGUUGCUUUGGAUAACCCUCAUCCUAACCCUGGCCCGGAGUGGCUGUCUGACAAAAGCUGGUCUGAGAUCGUCAUGGGGUCUCGUCUGGGAAAGCUGAAAGGUCUCUUCGAACAUGUUCGAGACAAUGUCUCUGAAUGGAAAAAGCUUUAUGAUUCAGGGCACCCCCAUAAAGCACAGCUACCCGACCAAUGGAAUAAAUUGGAGGGGAUGUGUCGAAUGAUUGUGAUAAGAUGUUUCAGACCAGAUAAAUUGGUUCCAGCAGUGCAGGAUUUUAUACAAGAUAAUAUGGGAAGGGCUUUCAUUGAACCCCCUUCUUUUGACUUGGCAGGGAGCUACAAAGACUCAAACUGCUGCUCUCCUCUUAUCUUUGUGUUGUCACCUGGAUCUGAUCCAACUGCAGGUCUGCUGAGGUUUGCUGAUGACCUGGAAAUGGGGGGCGGUAAGACCCAAACCAUUUCCCUUGGGCAGGGACAGGGACCAAUAGCAAGCGAAAUGAUUGAUCAGGCCAUCAAAGAGGGCACAUGGGUGGUACUUCAGAACUGCCAUUUGGCCAUCAGCUGGAUGCCCAGUUUGGAGAGGAUCUGUGAAGUAACCAUCACCCCAGAGAACACACACCCAAACUUUAGGUUAUGGUUAACUAGUUAUCCGUGUGACAAGUUUCCAGUUAGUAUCCUGCAGAAUGGCCUGAAGAUGACCAAUGAGCCUCCUAAAGGAAUAAGAGCCAACCUGAUGGGCUCUUACCAAAGUCAUCCCAUCUCUGACCCCACGUUCUUUGUAAGCUCCAAAAAACAAGUCAUUUGGCAAAAGCUUCUGUUUGGACUCACCUUCUUCCAUGCAUUAGUACAAGAAAGGAGAAACUUUGGACCUCUGGGCUGGAAUAUUCCAUACGAGUUCAAUGAGUCUGACCUGAGGAUCAGCAUGAGGCAGAUCCAAAUGUUCCUGGAUGAGUAUGAAGAGGUUCCACUGGCAGCCCUCACCUACCUUACAGGGGAAUGCAACUAUGGAGGCAGGGUGACAGAUGACAAAGACAGACGACUGCUGCUCUCCCUCCUAGCUAACUUUUACAACUGGGAGCUAAUUAAGAAGGAAUGCUUCAACCUGUGUGAGGGGGAUUUGUAUUUCGUCCCAGCUCAUGGCCCCUAUGAGAACUACGUGGAAUAUAUUCGAAAUCUACCCAUUUGUGCCGAUCCUUGUGUGUUUGGACUUCACAGUAAUGCUGACAUCACAAAGGACAAUCAAGAAACCAAUCUGCUCUUGCAGGGAGUGUUGUCAACUAUGCCCAGGCAGAUGGGAGGCGGUGCUAAGUCUCCUCAGGAAAUCGUCGAUGAGCUUUCUGAAGACAUCCUAUCCAAGCUGCCACCAGACUUUGACAUUCAAGCGGUGAUAGAAAAAUACCCCGUCAUGUAUGACGAAUCGAUGAACACUGUUCUGAGGCAGGAGAUAAUCCGUUUCAACAGACUCACAGAAGUGGUGCGGGACAGCUUGGUGAACAUCAAAAAGGCUAUAAAGGGUCUCAUUGUUAUGUCUGCUGAACUUGAGAGUAUAUUCAACAGCAUGCUGGUGGGCAAAGUGCCUGUGAUGUGGGCAGCCAAGUCAUACCCCUCCCUCAAGCCAUUGGGGAGUUACAUGGCUGAUCUUUUAGGCAGACUGCAGUUCCUACAAAGCUGGAUAGAUCACGGCCCGCCUGUAGUCUUCUGGCUUUCUGGCUUUUACUUCACCCAGUCAUUUCUCACUGGAGUGUCUCAAAACUUUGCGAGGAAGUACACCAUCCCUAUAGACUACAUUGGUUUUGAAUUUGAGGUAACCAAAGCAGAGCACAGCAUGGAUGAGAAGCCUGCGGAUGGGGCCUACGUCCGAGGCCUUUUCAUGGAGGGUGCACGAUGGGACAGGGAGACCAUGUUCAUUGGAGAGUCUUUCCCCAAGAUACUCUUUGACACUUUACCCAUCAUCAAGCUUUGUCCUGGAGAGAUGUCUAACUUCAAGCAUGAAAACAUCUACCUCAGUCCCGUUUACAAAACUAGCGCUCGCAGAGGGACCUUGUCCACGACGGGACACUCCACCAACUAUGUCAUGUCCAUUGAACUGCCCUCCGACAAGCCACAGAAACACUGGAUUAACCGCGGCGUAGCGUGUCUCUGCCAGCUGGACGAUUAGGAUCUAGGAGUAGUGUGUUCUCAAGGCAGAGGA
This is a messenger RNA of Solea senegalensis (Senegalese sole), 11943 nucleotides long. RefSeq names its product dynein axonemal heavy chain 3-like. The transcript has a single exon. Gene Ontology annotation, molecular function: ATP binding; ATP hydrolysis activity; minus-end-directed microtubule motor activity. The record is from RefSeq and is a predicted model, not a curated record. Gene Ontology annotation, cellular component: dynein complex. Gene Ontology annotation, biological process: microtubule-based movement. Bases 1 to 11910 code for a protein of 3969 amino acids. Lineage: Eukaryota; Metazoa; Chordata; Actinopteri; Pleuronectiformes; Soleidae.